This is a messenger RNA of Pichia membranifaciens NRRL Y-2026, 3738 nucleotides long. RefSeq lists its product as hypothetical. Bases 63 to 3608 code for a protein of 1181 amino acids. NCBI's taxonomy places the organism in Eukaryota, Fungi, Ascomycota, Pichiomycetes, Pichiales, Pichiaceae. The record is from RefSeq and is a predicted model, not a curated record. Gene Ontology annotation, biological process: regulation of DNA-templated transcription. The transcript is spliced from 2 exons. Gene Ontology annotation, molecular function: zinc ion binding; DNA-binding transcription factor activity, RNA polymerase II-specific.
GUUGGAUUUGAAGAAGCCGGCAAGACGUACGCCAAACUUGAAAGUGUCAGCUGGAAAGACACAUGACUGGGGGGACCGUUCCUUUGUUGAAACAACCCAUGGUUCUUUUGGUGGACAGCGAUCCAGAUGUGAUCGAUCUAACGAGUUCAAGCUACGACGAAAGCGAAAACGACGAGACUUUUACUACACCAGAAAAGCCUGUGGACCGGAAAAGGGAGGUCAUGGUUAGUGAAGGGUCCCAUGUUGUGGAACAUGGUGAUGCACACAAUUCUAGAAUCUCGGUCCCCGUCGAUCGAGCGACAGAGACAGCUCUUCGCAAGAUCGGCGACACGCGUGUCGUUAGCAGCAGUGGAGACAAUCAGAGCAUUUUGUCGACAAAAGACAGACAAAAAAGGUUGGACACUCCGGGCGGUGACAUUGCAGAGCUAGAUAAGUACUUUGAAGGCAAGGUGAGAUCAAUCGGAGUCGAUGAAGAGAAUCGGCUGCCAGUGGAACAUGUACUUAACCGACGAACUGGUUCGGACCAAGUAGGACUGGUAGAACAAACUUCACCGGAUGAAAUCAAUCUCUCAGUUCCACAGUCGACACAGCAAAUAGAUAACUCCUCGUCUCUUUUGACCUCGACAUCAUCAGAUUCAAAGAAAGACAACUCGACCUUCAUAUCGGGAAUAUACAGCAGCAUUAGCAAGGUCAGGAACCUUUUUCUCCCGAACAACCUGUUCACUCAGGAUAAAAUCAAUGAAGAAGAAAAAGAAGAAGAAGAAGAAGAAGAAGGAGAAGAAGAAGAAGAAGGAGAAGAAGAAGAAGAAGCAUCUGCUGUUGUCACUCGCUAUCACCAAAUAAACGAUUCAGAGGCGUCGAAACACUCACAAAUCUCUUCCCAAGAUUUCAAGUUACCACAUUUAACCUCCCAAUCGACGAGAAAUAACACAUUGAAUACUUCUUCUUUUGAGGUAAACACGAUCAGUAGCCAGCUUCCCAACCAAACAUAUUACAUGGAAAAGUCUCAACAACCACAACCACAACUUGCAUCUUUGUCGUUGGUGGUUCCCGACUCAACUACAUCCUUAUCCUCAUCAUCUUCACAAUCGCAGUCUCAACAUAGUCAGUUGACUAGUGAGCAGAGAAAAACAGGCUCAACUUCUAAUGACAUGCACGAUUCAGUUUCUUCAACUAAGACGCUACUUCCGCUGAACAACGAGCCUCUCCGUUCCAAGAAUCCGUUGUUACAAUUUUCCCAAUUGAGCGGCUCACUGCUACAAAUGAGAAUAGACAAAAACCCCCAAAGAAAAAAGGCGAAAUCACGGAAAUUAAAAAAAGUUAUAGGAAGCACAGAUGAAGAAGAUGAAGAAUCCAUAGCAAAAAGGGAGGAACGAACAGAAGAAAAGAUAGCCACAAUCCCCAGCAAUGGAAAAAGAAUUUCUAGUUUUGGUUUGCAACCCAUCUCAACCGAUAAAGUAGGAAAAAUAACAGGCUCAAAAACUUUUAUAAGUGAGGAAAUUGGGCUAGAUGAUACCAUGAAAAUAGCAUCAUCUGGAGGCCUUUUUGACGACGACGAUAGACAUCAUAGACAAAAAGAGGUCGAGAACACCUGUCGAGAGAGGGUCACCAGGGCAUGCAUACAAACAGAGGAGGAAACUAGCGAUAGACGCAGAUUGUCUGGCAGUGCAAAACAUAUUUCCACGAUAGAGUUAGAGCUGUCUGCAUCUGAAAACGAGAUUGAGGAAUCUGACAGUCUGGAAGUUCUAGAAGUCAAUCAAUACUUGAAUGCAUUGGAAGAACAGUCUGAUAGCAACAUAGAGAACAUGCCAGGUGACUUUUAUGAUACCGCCGCCAACGAUGUGGUUGAUAAUUCGAAGGAAAAAGCGGAUGCUUAUAGCAUUCAAAAAUCGGAUACACCCAAACUGGAAGAAUCACAAGCCACCCAAUCAAAUGUCAUAAACGAAAUGUUAAACUUUUAUGAAGAAGAGUUUCAAAACCAACAGCUUGAAGAUAUUCACUUUAAUAAUGAUUUUCGGGAGAAUACAAAAAACAGUGCAGAUUACUCGAAUUUGUUUGUUCCUGAAGAUGAAUCUUAUGACUCGAAUCUUAUAGGCGAUUCUAGCGAGCAAUAUAAAAGUAACGAUAAAAUAUUAAAGGAAGGAGAAUUAAGAGAUAUUGGAAACAUAGCUGAAGAUGAUGAGGAUGAUGAAGAUGAAGUCUUAAUAGUUAAAAAGAAUAGGAAAAAACAAAUUAGUCAUCGGCUUAUGAGUUUAGCUCGACAAAAACGGAAGAAGAAACUGUCAGAGUACAAUCCUUAUUCGGAUUCCGAUAGUGGUUCUGAAAGAGAUGAAAGCACUUCCGAUUUAUCUUCAGGUUACAUUAGUAGCCCUAACGACAAUAAAAAUUCAAGAGAUUUUAUUGUAAAUGACAAUUCAGUAGAAUUUGAGUCAGAUUCAGAUUCGGGUGAUGAGUUGGCAAAAAAUGAACUGUUGAGUAAGCUCCAAGAAAGAAGCGAGCGUGAGAGUAAAACAGAGAAGAAACGAAAAAAGAUUGAAUCAGAGAUGGAGAGUUCAGAUGACGAGCAGCAGCAAAGAAAACAACAACGCCGGAAACCACCGCUUCAAGAAUCUAUGAGAAUCAGAGGAAAAAGAGCUCGUACUAGAAGUAGCAGGCUCAAAGAGAAGAGAAUCGAGGGAAAGGACGUUAUUGUUUUGGAUAGCGAUUCGGCUGAAAGUCUAGGCAACGCUGAGAUUGAACCAGACGACCAUGGUCAGAUGUCAGUUGUGAAGAUGGAGCAUCCAUUUUUAGGCGAUUCACAAAUGGCUUUGCUUGAAGUGAAGUCUAAUAUCGAGCAAGCUUUUUUCGAGAAGGCUGAUAUCAGAGAUCUUGAGCCUGAACAGCUUGAGCCUGAACAGCUUGAGCCUGAACAGCUUGAGCCUGAACAGCUUGAGCCUGAACAGCUUGAGCCUGAACAGCCUGAGCCCAAAGAGAUUGAGCCCAAACAGCUUGAGCAUAAACAGCUUGAGCUCAAAGAGACUGAGCCCAAAGAGAUCGAUCCCAAAGUGAUUGAGCAAGGAAGCGUACCCGAAGAUCAAAAGUCCGAAGGAGCAGAACAAAUUGACACUGUACCAAAAGAAUUUGGUCUAGAAGAGCCCAAAGUCAAAGAAAUUGAGUCGGAAAAGGCUGAAGUCAAAGAAGCUGAUAUCAACAAGGUUAUAGGUUCUACCAAAUUACAAUUCUCUGACGCAGUGAAGCAUAUCAAGAAAAGUUCAGGACAGAAAACAGAGAAACAAGUUAACGAAACUACGCCGGCAAACCACCCUGCUUCUCCAACUGACUGUAGUAGCUGCACGAGACAGAAAAAUUCUGAUUUGAUAGAAUCAUGUGAUCGGCAAGAAAUAUGUUCUAAUUGUAAAAGACAAGGUGUGGCAUGUGUGUAUCAUCCUGAAAAGGGUACGACAAAAGUUGACAAGACUCUCAAAAAAUUUGCUCGAAAACAAUCAGCGAAAAAGAAAAAGAAAGCACCUAAAAGUACCGACAAUUCGUUACUUGAGAAGUUGAACGAGAGAUUGAGAGUGAAGCAUGGAAAGAAGAAAGAUAAGAGAAACGGCCAAACUGGGCGUUGAGAAUCACAAGCGACAGCCGACUGUGGAAUUUAUAAGGGAAAAUACUACUUUCGCUUCUUUACUAAUUAUAUAGACUUACAAGAAAUCACGUAUUGGUAAUGGUAUUAUUUGGAAAAUAAAGUCAAGCCCC